Messenger RNA from Spodoptera litura, 2740 nucleotides. RefSeq lists its product as uncharacterized. Lineage: Eukaryota; Metazoa; Arthropoda; Insecta; Lepidoptera; Noctuidae. The record is from RefSeq and is a predicted model, not a curated record.
AGUACAUGACUACUUACAACUCGUCAAGUGCUAUGUGUGCAUCGGCCUUAAUGCUGAUUCUUAGUACCAGUGUUGUAGUGCAUUGCGACACAUAAAGUGCCAAGUGUGCAUCGGCCUCAAUGCCAAUGCUUAGUAAGACCCUUACAUGUGAAUAUGUAUUGCGACACCUCGCGGUAUUGUUCGAUACUGACUCGCUUACUUACCGGAAAGUGAUUUCGUCAUACUAAUUGUAACUUAGGAUUAAUCAUUAGCAUUAUAAUAUGAUCAUUCUGAUUCUUGCAUCGAACAGGAUCAAUUGUAUUAGCAGAUAGGAAUUAAUUUGUAACCUUUUUAAUAUUAAUUAAAGUUUGUCUAAGAAGUUCUUGGUUUUCUUUGGAGCCUCCGGCAGCGAUCUACAUAAUUGGCGCAGUCGGUAGGAUACUCGAGGCGUCUCGAGGUAGUAUAUUAGCUAGGCUAUCCUCAUAUAGAAGAGCCGUACUGUUAAUAUCGCUAACGCCGUCGCGAGCGAUUCGGGCACCCGAGUAUCCUGAAAGAACCUGUGAUCCUGAUCGGAGGGGAAAUCAAGACAUCGAUUCCAGAGAAACCAGAAUGCUGUUUAUGGUGCUACUGGUCCUGAUUGCUCCUUCGAUAACAGCUCGCGGGAUAAAUCAGGAGAUAACACUUGAGAGCCUUGAAGAUGGCCCAGGAUUAUUACCCUUCCGACUGGGAGCCACAAAACUCGUAACACAUUACCAUUCAUUCCUACAAUACAUAGAACUUAAAGAUAUUGACGAUAAGAUUAAUUUGUUACUCGAUCAAUUGUCUCACUAUAAGUAUAGUUUAAGUAAUGAUACUUACAUGUUAUAUGAGCUACAGAUAGAUUAUCUCUCUAAUAAACUGCUUAGAAUCGCGGAUCACUUAGAAACUCUAAAACCGGGUCGCGUAAAGAGAGGUCUCAUUGAUGGUUUAGGAUCGAUUAUUAAAAGUGUAACCGGUAACUUAGAUCAAUCAGAUGCCAUUCGAUAUGACAGUGCUAUUAAAACUCUACAAAAUAAUAGUAAUGAAUUAGCUGAAGAGUUUAACAAUCAUAUUAGCCUCAGUAAGGAGUGGAUGGCUCAGCAUUCUAACAUAGUUUCAAAAUUAGUAGAGAAUCAAAUUAAGAUAAAUGAAACCUUAAGAUUAAUCUUAGACAAUGAUGCUUAUAGAGAUAAUUAUCUUAUAAAAUAUGCUAAGUUUGCUCAAUAUCUAACCAUUUUAACCGAGAACAUUGAUGAAGUCUUAGGGGAAUUAGUUAGAAUAGAAAACAUCCUAGCCUUCAUACACGCAUCUAGCACACAUCAUUCCAUGUUAAGUACAGAAGUAUUAGGACAUAUGAUUCAAAAGUUAGUUAAGAUUUAUAGUAGAGAUCAAAUAGUAGAUUUAGAUAUUAGGGAAUAUUAUGACCUAAUAAAACCUGGAUAUUACUACUCAGGUAGCCAGAUAGUUAUAGUCUUUAAGUUGCCUAUAUUUGCGACGGAUAGUUUCGAUCUUUACAAGUUGUCAAUAGCUCCUAAUAAAUUCAAACAGGCCCUCAUCCCUCCUUUUCCAUUGAUAGCAACCAACAGGAAAGGUUUUGUGUACAUAGAGGCAGAAUGCCCGAAGUACGAUAACUGGUAUCUCUGUGCCGACAAGAUGGACCACCAGCUUCGGCAACAACCUGAUUGUAUACAGCAUCUCAUCUUGGACCAAACUAUAGAUGAGAAAUGUGACGUCAUGGAACUAACCCUAGCAAAGGCUUCAAUGGAAGAACUGGACGAAAGACACUACGUCAUAUCUUUCCCGAAUUCAACAAGGAUUCACACUGUAUGUGGAAAGGAAGACUAUAUAACAGUAGAUGGAAGCUACUUAGCCACAGUUCCCGAAAAUUGCUUCCUAUAUACCUCAGAAUUUGCUAUCACCAAUGUCAACGAUCACGUGGAGGGACGCCCCCUGAAGAUUAUGAAUAUAUCCUACAACAUGGACAUAAAACCUGAAAAGAUGACGCAACUGAAACUGAAAUCGAUAGAUCUUUCAAGAGUACAUGAUGUCCAGUAUCAACUAAUGGCGCAACCUGCAAUAAGACUCAACCAAAUCCCAGAUGACGCACUGUACCACACAACGAUCCCUUUUUACACCUUGCUGCUGUUAAGUGCAUUUGCACUCAUUAUACUACUUAUUAUACGGUGCAAUAAGACAUUUCAAGGCAGAAAACUCCAAACAAAAUCUCUUCAGGAGGAGACAGUAUAUGCAAAGCCUGGAGAAUCAGAGACAAGACAACCAAAUCCAGCAACUCUUUCUCAAUUCAUGUCUCGAAAAUAGUUGCUGAUCUGCGGGUGGAGGUGUUAUAGUACAUGACUACUCACAACUCGUCAAGUGCUAUGUGUGCAUCGGCCUUAAUGCUGAUUCUUAGUACCAGUGUUGUAGUGCAUUACGACACAUAAAGUGCCAAGUGUGCAUCGGCCUCAAUGCCAAUGCUUAGUAAGACCCUUACAUGUGAAUAUGUAUUGCGACACCUCGCGGUAUUGUUCGAUACUGACUCGCUUACUUACCGGAAAGUGAUUUCGUCAUACUAAUUGUAACUUAGGAUUAAUCAUUAGCAUUAUAAUAUGAUCAUUCUGAUUCUUGCAUCGAACAGGAUCAAUUGUAUUAGCAGAUAGGAAUUAAUUUGUAACCUUUUUAAUAUUAAUUAAAGUUUGUCUAAGAAGUUCUUGGUUUUCUUUGGAGCCUCCGGCAGCGAUCUACA